Molecule: messenger RNA, 2205 nt
Organism: Ictalurus furcatus (blue catfish)
Lineage: Eukaryota; Metazoa; Chordata; Actinopteri; Siluriformes; Ictaluridae
Gene: chrnb5a
Product: cholinergic receptor, nicotinic, beta 5a
Exons: 7
Coding region: 258-1670 (470 amino acids)
Biological process (GO): nervous system process; regulation of membrane potential; monoatomic ion transmembrane transport
Cellular component (GO): neuron projection; postsynaptic membrane; synapse
Molecular function (GO): transmembrane signaling receptor activity; acetylcholine-gated monoatomic cation-selective channel activity
Source: RefSeq, a predicted model, not a curated record
AAAUCUGCCGGAGGUUGGACAUGAGUGCGCGGGAAAGCAGGGCGCGCGCGAGGUAUUUUUCGCGCGGUUUUCUUCCUCUUCCUCCUUUCAUGCUGUUGUUCUCGCGGGCGCACAGAGCGCGCGCGCUUGACGGUCACUUCAGUUAGCAGUGAAGUGUUUCCUCGGUUCUUUUUUUACCAGUUUGAGGGGCGAAAAAAAGCGAGAGAGAGGGGGACAAAAGAAGGAGAGAGAGAAGAAAAGGAGAGGAACUCGAUGGGAUGAUGGCAGCAAACUGGCCGUUGGGACUUUUUCUGUUUUUCCUUCAGGCUUGCAGUUCCCUAUCAGCUGAUGCCGAAGAGAGGCUGGUGGAUUUCCUCCUCAGUUCGGAUCGCUACAAUAAGCUAAUCAGACCGGCGAUCAAUAAGAGUCAGCAGGUCACCAUCGGCAUCAAGGUGUCCCUGGCUCAGCUGAUCAGCGUGAACGAGAGAGAGCAGAUCAUGACGACUAACGUGUGGCUCACGCAGGAGUGGAACGACUACAGACUCACCUGGGACCCGGACGAGUACGACGGCAUACAAAAACUACGAAUCCCCUCCCACCACAUCUGGCUUCCUGAUAUCGUGCUCUACAACAAUGCGGACGGUGUGUAUGAAGUCUCGUUCUACAGCAACGCUGUCGUCUCCAGCACGGGCGACAUCUUCUGGCUUCCUCCGGCCAUCUACAGGAGCGCCUGCGCCAUCGAGGUCCGCAACUUUCCCUUCGACCAGCAGAACUGCACGCUGAAGUUCCGCUCGUGGACGUACGACCGCACCGAGCUCGACCUUGUCCUGACCUCUGACUUCGCUAGCCGUGACGACUACACGCCCAGCGGCGAGUGGGACGUCGUGUCUUUGCCGGGCCGCAAGAACGAAGACCCAAACGACGCCACUUACAUGGACAUCACGUACGACUUCGUGAUCCGACGUAAGCCGCUGUUCUACACCAUCAACCUCAUCAUCCCGUGCGUGCUCAUCACCUCUCUCGCCGUGAUGGUCUUCUACUUGCCGUCAGACUGCGGUGAGAAGAUGACUCUGUGCAUCUCCGUGCUACUGGCCCUCACCGUCUUCCUGUUACUGAUCUCCAAGAUCGUUCCGCCCACCUCGCUGGCUGUGCCGCUCAUCGGCAAGUACCUGAUGUUCACCAUGGUGCUGGUGACCUUCUGCAUCGUGACCAGCGUAUGCGUGCUUAACGUGCAUCACCGCUCGCCGUCCACACACCACAUGCCUGCCUGGGUGCAGCGCGUCUUCCUGCACCAGCUGCCCGUCUUCCUGCUCAUGCGGCGACCGGGUCGCUCCAACGUGCGUGAACGGUUUCGGAGGAAAUACCGGAGCAGGUCGUUCUCUGGCGACACGUUCGCUCUGGGGGCACGGAGGGUGGCCGAGCUGCCCGAGGGCUCGGAGUUCAGGCAAAGGCUCGGAGUCUGGCGCGACGCAGAGGUGGAUGCAGCCAUAGAGGGCGUGCGGUUCAUUGCCGAACACAUGAAGAAUGAGGAUGAUGAUGAAGGGGUCAUUGAGGACUGGAAGUAUGUCGCCAUGGUGAUCGACCGUUUGUUUCUCUGGGUUUUCAUCCUGGUGUGUCUGACCGGAACACUCGGCCUCUUCGUCCAGCCCCUAUUCCAGAGCUACAACACACCUGUAGCAAGAGAUGACUGACUGAGUGACCACGGCGUUUAAUAAACGUGCCAGGUAAACCCGGAAAGAUGUCGGAGCACGUAUCAGUCGCAAUGAGACCAAGCAUACCGAAUAAAAGACAGCGAUCCACCACACGUACACACGCUGAUCGGCUGGCGAAACAUCCAGCACCUGCCCAGAUCUGCAGCUGUGUGACGGUGAUGACUGAUGUCACGUAAUCAGGGUAUUCAGAACUGUAUUACUGCACUAUGAAAACUAAUAGAGACUUAGUACCACCCUAAAUUCUUACGAUUUGGACACGGACAUCGUCACACGCAUCGUUUUCUUGUACACUUAUUUUACAUAAUGUUUUUUUUUCUCCACUGCCUAUAAAACUGCCCUGGUGUAGGUAGUAGAUCAGCUCUUGCCAUCACUCCUGCCGCAAUAAUCCUCAUUUCAGCCAUAGGGUUUUCAGAAGUGUUUCUAACACUAGCGUACCUUAUGAACAGCUACAAUAAAACCACAAAAAAUGGGCAUAUUUUAAUUAAGCUAAUUCAAAUUUAAAUACAUGCAAAUU